Molecule: messenger RNA, 1060 nt
Organism: Cuscuta epithymum
Lineage: Eukaryota; Viridiplantae; Streptophyta; Magnoliopsida; Solanales; Convolvulaceae
Source: the annotation of a GenBank genome assembly
GUGAAUGAGCCGUUCCACAUUUCCAUUUCCGACCAACAAAAUGCUGGCAAAGCAAGAAAGCCAGAAAUAGUGAACCCAGAUACUACUCUAUAGUCUAUAGUACUCAUUAAAGUAACCUAUCCAGUAGACCAGGAAGAGGAAAAGAAAAGGCAGCUAAGAAUCCUAAGCUUACAAUUUACAAUUCAUCCUUUUAAAGCAUAAAAGGCCAAACGGGAAGGGGAAAAAACAAACAAAUCACCAGAAUUCAAAAGGGCAGGUUUGGAGGAGAUACAUGCUAAAACGGCAAUGGCCACCAAAAAACAGGUGAAGGAGCAGCCGCGAUCAGAUCUGGAAAAUCCUCAGUCGAAGAACUCGUCGGCGACGAAUGAUUCUCAAAUCGGUGAGGAUGAGGCAGAGGACAUGACGAGAACUGCUCUGGCCGCCUAUCGUGCGAGGGAAGAAGAGUUCGAGAGGAGAAAGAAGGAAGUGACGGACAGGUUGCAGGCGCAUUUAGGGCGCGUCGGGGAAGAACAUAGGCGUUUGGCAGAACUCCAUAAGGCGGUGGAAGGAUUUGUUGAUCCGAUUGGGAAGGAAGCUGCAAAACUGCGCAAGAAGAUAGAUGCGGUCAACAAAGAUUUGAAGUCGCUGGGCCAGACCUGCCAGCGCAAGGAACAUGAGUAUCAACAGGUUCUGGAUUUAUAUAAUGUGAAGAGUAAGGAAAAGGCUCAACUCAUCACCGUACUAAUGGAGGUCGUGACCGAAAGUGAAAGACAGAGAAUGAAGAAACUGGAUGAGCUAAGCAAGGACGUGGAUUCGAUGUCUUCAACGAGGCCGAUUAAGCACCCUUAGGGCUCAUAAUUACAUACUUCGUAUAAGGCUGUCAGUCUGGCACCUAUAUACUAAAUUCCUUCCUUAAAACUUAGUAAUCUUUGAUUUUUUAAAUCAAUGAUUGUAAAUUUAGAUAAUGAUUGUAAUUAGUACCCCGGAGUAUAAUUUUAUGAAAGUUAUAAUUUUUAUACUUUUCAAAUUAUUUUCACAAUGAAUAUUUCCACAUCAUUUUUAUAUUAUAAAUGACUUCAUA